AUGGCAAUACAAGCGCAGUUGAGUUACAACGCCGCUCCGUUAAUCGGAACCGGUGGCUCCGAGUUUUCGCUGAUCAACAACGACGGCGGAGUCAUCAACCAACAACAAGCUCUGUUUCAUCAUCAACAGAACCGUUCUCAGAGCUUUUUAGACGUUCACAUGGAGAAACAGAGGCGAGAGAUCGAUCAGUUCAUUAGAUUACAGAGCGAGAGGUUGAGAUGUGCGUUGCAAGAACAGAGGAGGCAAGAAACAGAGACGAUCUUGAGGAAAAUGGAGACGAAAGCUUUGGUUUUGAUGGCGCAGAAGGAAGAAGAGAUGUCGAGAGCGUUGAGCAAGAACAUGGAGCUCGAGAGUCUGUUGAGAAAGAUGGAAACGGAGAAUCUGACGUGGCAGAGGAUAGCUCGUGAGAACGAAGCGAUGGUUGUAACGCUUGAGAAAGAGGUUCGAGAGAGAGCCGCCACGUGUCGUAAUGAUGAAGCGGAGGAUGAAGGGUCGUUCUGCGGAGGAGGAGAUGGGUUUGUGGAGAGGAGGAUGAGUGGUUGUUGCUGGAACUGUGGGUCUAAUGGAGAGACGAGAGUGUUAUUUCUGCCGUGUAGGCAUCUCUGUUGCUGCACUGGUUGCGAGGGAGGUUUAGCUCUUUGUCCGAUGUGUAAUACACCCAAGAAGAAUAGAGUCGAGGCCUUUGUUUUCUAGGGGAGAAGCCUUUUUUGUUUCCGGUGAACGGAGAGGUUUUUAGUCCGGGAAGAUGACGUGGCAGGGGGAUUUGGUGUUUUGGAGAAGUUUAGGGGUUGAAAAUGAAAGUUUAGACUAGGGAAAGAUAUAUCCAGAAGUAAAUUUCUGUUUUGUUUAUUUUUUUGUUUCUUUUGUAAUCAAAGGAAAGGAGAAAUCCAGCUGGAUAUAAAAGAACAUAUUCAUAUUUUCCUCGGGAAUUCGGCCAAAAAAAAC
Eruca vesicaria subsp. sativa (arugula) is the source of this 945-nucleotide messenger RNA. Lineage: Eukaryota; Viridiplantae; Streptophyta; Magnoliopsida; Brassicales; Brassicaceae. The record is from the annotation of a GenBank genome assembly.